AUGCCGUCACUCUACUUCAUUGUGCGCUUCGAGGCAGCCAAUGAGAGCAAAUCAUCCUGCCGAACCAGGGAUAUCACGAUAACCGGGCUGCCAGCAGCUCUGGAAGCUGACACGACGCGCACUGUCAAGACGUACACUGUUAUAGAUGAGGAAGUCGCCGGUGGCCCUUGGACAUACCGCGUCGCUUUCGAUAUCAUCAACAUGAACGGCAAAGACGUGCACGUUUCCUACGGCAGCGUCUCUCGAGACGAUGCACUUCAUCACCUCAAAGAAAUCACCGACUCCGUCAAAGAACAUGACGCAGAAAGGGUCAAAAACGACAAUAUGCGCAACAAAGACCCCGAAGACGACAUUUACGAUGCGCCCGAUAGUAACGACAAAGCUGAAAUACAGUGGGAGGACGACACUUGCAUCAAGAUCAGGCUGCGAAGAGACAGCUUUCUCUGGUACAAGCUGUACAUCGUGGAUGUAGAGGACCGAGCGAACUGGAGAGCCAAGGAGCCUGACGUGCAGGAAGGCGGAGAUAAGAAGAGAAGGAAGAUGGAUAUUGAGGUGGCUGUAGGCGAAGACAUGCAUUUUUUUGACGAUGUCGAGGGCAAGGGCGUGUAG
Messenger RNA from Parastagonospora nodorum SN15, 609 nucleotides. RefSeq lists its product as hypothetical. The record is from RefSeq and is a predicted model, not a curated record. The transcript has a single exon. The coding region runs from base 1 to 609 and encodes 202 amino acids. NCBI's taxonomy places the organism in Eukaryota, Fungi, Ascomycota, Dothideomycetes, Pleosporales, Phaeosphaeriaceae.